Messenger RNA from Nycticebus coucang (slow loris), 6015 nucleotides. RefSeq names its product ADAM metallopeptidase with thrombospondin type 1 motif 3 (gene ADAMTS3). Gene Ontology annotation, biological process: proteolysis; extracellular matrix organization. NCBI's taxonomy places the organism in Eukaryota, Metazoa, Chordata, Mammalia, Primates, Lorisidae. The record is from RefSeq and is a predicted model, not a curated record. Gene Ontology annotation, molecular function: metalloendopeptidase activity. Gene Ontology annotation, cellular component: extracellular matrix. The transcript has 24 exons. Bases 201 to 3806 code for a protein of 1201 amino acids.
AGAGAACUUAGCUCUACUCCGGCUUUGACUUGGGCCUUGGAUGGAUUUCCAAUUUUUCAAAAUUAGAAAUAGUGGUGGAGUGUUGUGAUGUAAACCAGGGAACUCAAGCUCAAGAACCUUCGGGGAGAAGAGAAACUUAUUUUGGGGGGUUGCCCCGGGCAUCCGCUCCGCCCGCAGUCGGACAGUGGACUCGGCUCGUGAUGGUUCUCCUGUCACUUUGGCUGAUGGCCGCGCUGGUAGAAGUUAGGACUGCAGCUCACGGACAAGCUGGUAAUGAAGAAAUGGUGCAAAUAGAUUUACCAAUAAAGAGUCAGAGAGAGUAUGAGCUGGUGACUCCAGUCAGCACAGAUCUGGAAGGACGCUAUCUCUCCCAUAUUCUUUCUGCAAAUCACAAAAAGAGGUCAGCGAGGGAUGUUUCUUCCAACGCUGAGCAGUUGUUCUUUAACAUCACCGCAUUUGGCAGGGGUUUUCAUCUGCGUCUAAAGCCCAACACUCAGCUGGUGGCUCCCGGGGCUGUUGUGGAAUGGCAUGAAACAUCUCCAGAGCCUGGGAAAGUGACUGACCCCACUGAUGGCCAUCAACCAGGAACAGCUUCAGAAAGAAUCUGGAAAAGAGAGCCUUUGCAGACCAACUGUGCUUAUGUUGGUGACAUCAUGGACGUUCCAGGAACCUCUGUUGCUAUUAGCAACUGUGAUGGUCUGGCUGGAAUGAUAAAAAGUGAUAAUGAAGAGUAUUUCAUUGAACCCUUGGAAAAAGGUAAACAGAUGGAGGAAGAAAAAGGAAGGAUUCACGUUGUCUACAAGAGGUCGGCAGUGGAGCGGGCUCCUGUAGAUAUGUCCAGAGACUUCCACUACCCAGACGCGGACGUGCGCGGCCCCGCGGGCCUGGGCGCCGCCUCCAGCAGCCUGGGCCGCAGGCUGAGCGCCGCGCGCAGGCGCAGACACGUGGCCGACGGCAGCUACAACAUCGAGGUGCUGCUGGGCGUGGACGACUCGGUGGUGCGGUUCCACGGCAGGGAGCACGUGCAGAACUACCUCCUCACCCUGAUGAACAUCGUGAAUGAGAUUUACCACGACGAGUCCCUUGGAGUGCAUAUAAACGUGGUCCUGGUGCGCAUGAUAAUGCUGGGUUAUGCAAAGUCCAUCAGCCUCAUCGAAAGGGGAAACCCAUCCAGGAGCCUGGAGAAUGUGUGUCGCUGGGCCUGCCAGCAGCAGAGAUCCGAUCUCAACCACUCUGAACACCAUGAUCAUGCAAUCUUCUUAACCAGGCAAGACUUCGGACCUGCUGGAAUGCAAGGGUACGCGCCAGUCACGGGCAUGUGUCACCCUGUGAGAAGCUGCACCCUGAAUCACGAGGAUGGCUUUUCAUCUGCUUUUGUAGUAGCCCACGAAACUGGCCAUGUGUUGGGGAUGGAGCAUGACGGCCAAGGGAACAGGUGCGGCGACGAGACGGCCAUGGGCAGUGUCAUGGCCCCCUUGGUGCAGGCAGCUUUCCACCGGUACCACUGGUCCCGAUGCAGUGGCCAAGAGCUGAAAAGAUACAUCCAUUCCUAUGACUGUCUCCUUGAUGACCCUUUUGAACACGAUUGGCCCAAACUCCCUGAACUUCCUGGAAUCAAUUAUUCUAUGGACGAGCAAUGCCGUUUUGAUUUUGGCGUUGGUUAUAAAAUGUGCACUGCGUUCCGAACCUUCGACCCAUGCAAACAGCUGUGGUGUAGCCAUCCUGAUAACCCCUACUUCUGCAAAACUAAGAAGGGUCCCCCGCUCGAUGGGACUGAAUGUGCUACUGGAAAAUGGUGUUACAAAGGCCACUGCAUGUGGAAGAGCGCCAGUCAGCAGAGGCAGGAUGGCAGCUGGGGGUCCUGGACCAAGUUUGGCUCUUGCUCCCGGACUUGUGGAACCGGUGUUCGCUUCAGAACACGCCAGUGCAAUAAUCCCAUGCCCAUCAACGGUGGUCAAGAUUGUCCUGGUGUCAACUUUGAGUACCAGCUCUGCAAUACGGAAGAAUGCCAAAAGCACUUCGAGGACUUCCGAGCACAGCAGUGCCAGCAGAGAAACUCGCACUUUGAAUACCAGAACAGCAGACACCACUGGAUGCCCUACGAGCACGCCGACUCCAAGAAAAGAUGCCAUCUUUACUGUCAGUCCAAGGAGACAGGAGACGUGGCGUACAUGAAGCAGCUGGCGCAGGACGGGACCCGCUGCUCCUACAAAGACCCGUACAGCAUCUGCGUGCGAGGGGAGUGCGUGAAAGUGGGCUGUGAUAAAGAAAUUGGUUCUAACAAGGUUGAGGAUAAAUGUGGAGUCUGUGGAGGAGAUAAUUCCCACUGUCGAACGGUGAAGGGGACAUUUACUAGAACUCCCAGGAAGCUCGGGUACCUUAAGAUGUUUGAUAUACCCCCGGGGGCUAGACAUGUGUUGAUCCAAGAAGACGAGGCUUCCCCUCAUGUUCUUGCUAUCAAGAACCAGGCUACAGGCCACUAUAUUUUAAAUGGUAAAGGGGAGGAGGCCAAGUCGCGGACCUUCAUAGACCUCGGUGUGGAGUGGGAUUACAACAUCGAAGACGACAUUGAAACUCUGCACACUGACGGACCCUUACACGACCCUGUGAUUGUUUUGAUUAUACCUCAGGAGAAUGAUACCCGCUCUAGCCUGACCUACAAGUACAUCAUUCACGAGGACUCGGCGCCCACGAUCAACAGCAACAACGUCAUCCAGGAGGAGCUAGACACUUUUGAGUGGGCUUUGAAGAGCUGGUCUCAGUGUUCCAAGCCCUGUGGUGGAGGUUUCCAGUACACUAAAUAUGGAUGCCGUAGGAAAAGUGAUAAUAAAAUGGUCCACCGCAGCUUCUGUGAGGCCGACAAGAAGCCGAAGCCCAUUAGACGGAUGUGCAACCUUCAGGAGUGCACACACCCGCUCUGGGUGGCGGAGGCCUGGGAACACUGCACCAGGACCUGUGGGGCCUCGGGCUCGCAGCUGCGCACCGUGCGCUGCCUGCAGCCUCUGCACAACGGCAGCAGCCGCUCGGUGCCCGCCAAGCACUGCGCCGGCGACCGCCCGGAGAGCCGCCGGGCCUGCAACCGCGUGCCCUGCCCCGCGCCCUGGAAGACUGGGCCUUGGAGCGAGUGCUCAGUAACCUGCGGUGAAGGAACAGAGGUGAGGCAGGUCCUGUGCAGGGCUGGAGACCAGUGUGAUGGGGAGAGGCCAGAGUCAGCCAGAGCCUGCCAGCUGCCUCCUUGUAACGAUGAGCCGUGUUUGGGAGACAAGUCCAUAUUCUGCCAGAUGGAGGUGCUGGCGCGCUACUGCUCCAUCCCUGGGUACAACAGGCUGUGCUGUGAGUCCUGCAGCAGGCGCGGCAGCACCCUGCCACCACCCUACCUUCUAGAAGCUGCUGAAAUGCAGGAUGACAUUGUCUUUAACCCUAGUGACCUCCCCGGGUCUCCAGUGAUGCUGGCCUCUUUGGUUCCUUCUCAUCCAGGGACCCCUGCAGAGAAGAAAUCUCUGAGUGGUGUCUCCAUGGGGGGCCCAGGUGCAUCUGCUGCCUUCAGGCCACACAGUGAACCCCACCCAGCUAACUUGCCCCCCAGGGGGGCUCAGCAGGUAGGAAGGAGGACUGUGAGGCUGGUCUCGGGUCCAACCUCCCCACCCAAAAGGAGUGGCCGCCUCCACUCAGCUCCGCAGACGGCUACUGCCGCCUUCCUUGCGGUCAGUGACUCAGCAGGUGCUUCUCAGGCUAAAACCUCAAAGAAAGAUGAAAAGAUUGUUGACAAGAGACAUCCAGUAAGAUCAUCUGCCUUGGCAAGAUGAGGGCGUGGACCCCAAAGGCUGGAAUUCAGAGGAGAACCAGGACAACCUCCCUCUCCCCAUGGUGCAUACGCUUGUUUAAAGUGGAAAUCUCUGGGUCAUCAACUCACAUGUAUCUGUAAGUGGAAAAACAAAAAGUGCUGGUUCACUUUCUAGCUGCUUUCAUCCUCCCAUGGUUCUGCAUUGACUGUUUACCAGAAUUCAUUGGAAGAAAGCACCAAAGACUGAACAGGAGAAAAACAAGUUGCUGAGUAUGUUGGUUACUCCCUGAGACACAGAAGGGACGGUCACCAGUUGUGCAUAUCAGCUGAGUUUUGUUGUUUUAAAAAAGUUAUGGUAAAAAUUAAAAAGAGAUAUCAAUGGUUUACACUUUAACAAGAAAUUUUGGAAAUGGAGCAAAAAAUUCUUAUACUUGUAUUCCUAUUUAUCUACAUUAGAAAUAUUGUAUGAGCAAAUUUGCAGCUGUUGUGUAAAUACUGUAUAUUGCAGAAAUCAGUAUUAUUUUGAGAGCUGUUCUCAGAUGAUUGUUUACUAUGACACAUUUCUGGAUGUUCCUGGUGCCUGCCGUUGACUGUUGCCUUAUUUGACAUCCCGUAGGUUGACUUUUAAAGCAAAAUAUUACAAAAGGGAAGUCAGAAUUACAGCUACUGACAUGACAGAGGGUUUUGUUGUAUGGUUUUGCAGAAUUAACAAUGUGAUACCUAAAUUAUACAUGAGAAAAAAAAAAACCCAGAGCAGCUGCAGACACACAGAUCCCAGCCCACCUGCUGCCUUCUCCCCUCACAGCUAAAAGGAGCAGGGUUGAUGUCCUAGCGAGCGUCGCUGACAGGGAACCCAGGUUAGUAAUGAGCCUGUGCCGGACAAAACUGAAGGUCUUUCCCAUGCCCUCAAGAGAUGCCAGGGAGGUGCCCUGCACUCUGGUGAUGGUGCUGUUAUUACCUUUUUAAUUUUCUGUUGUUGGUGAAUACAAGCAGUUUCACUGAAUGUACUGUAAUAAUCAUGAAGAAAAGUGUUCUGGGAUGACUUGUUUGUAUGUUGGUAGCUGAGAAAAAUAUUACCAAUCUAAAACUGACAUUCGAGUAUAAUAGGGCUUUGGGGCUUUGGAGACAGGAUCAAGAAAGCAUUUGUCAAUGGUUGAGAUAUUUAUUUUCCACAUGGUUCAUAUGCAAAUGUUCGCAACCACAGUGCAUCUGACUGGAAUAACAUGCUAGUAAUUUAUAUGUGUGGUCACCUCGCUCACAGCAAAGCCGGAAACGCUCUCUCCAGGGAGUGGAUGUAAAGUACUUGUAUAUAGAAUUCAGAACCGAAGAUAUUUAUUAAAAGUUGAUUUUUUUUCCUUGAUAGUAUUUUUAUGUACUAAAUAUUUACACUACUAUCAAUGACAUAUUUUGGGAAACUAGAGAGAUAUAAUUAUAUAUGUAUACUUUGUUCUGUGAUAAUAGAGAACCUUAAGCAAACUUCUUCAGCCAACUCAAAGAGGUAAAACAACAAAAUUUGACAUUCUUAAAACAUUUUGCAUUUGUGAAGUAGUUGAUAUUAAGCUGAUGACUUGUUCCCCUUCAAGGAAAUGUAAAAUUAUAUGGGCUCAGCUGGCUGUUUAAUGAAACAGUGAGUUAGAAACAUUUUUUAAAGUAUGUGAAAGAGAUAAAGCCUUUAUGAAUUAUACUUAGAAAAGAAAGAUAAGCAUUAUCAGCAUAAUGUUUUUGAGGUCAGUACUCGAGCUGUCUAAAAAUGUAUUAUGCAAACUAAAAUGUAGAUGUGUUAACCUCUCAAAGCACAGAAUACACAAGACGUUCUGCAUUCCGACCAUUGUAAACUAACAGCAUUUAACAGGAGAAAAACUCCAUUGACUCCAUACCUCUAAAAAAAAUCGCUGCUACUUUGUGCAAGAAUUUUGAAGAUCAAAUGAAUUAGGUUAAUUCAAGAUAGUAAAGCAAUCCCUGAGCCUCAAGUCAUAGUCUUUUUUUCCCCUAACAAUUUCCCUCGAAUAAAAUUCUCUCUAGUUUACUUGCAUGUGCAUAUGUCUGGUCUACAGGGAAACAGAAAAGCGGUCACACACACACACACACCUCCGGUAAUGACACCCGUGUUCAUUAUCCUUCUGACCUUUGAGCUUUCUUUUCUACGGAGCUAAAAAUUCCUUUUUAUCAAAGUGUACACUACUGAAGCUAUUUGUUGUAUUCAGAGCAUGUAGCAAUAAAAAUGUUAACAA